GGAAGGACCAUGGCGUGGAGACAGCUGAAAAAGCGAGCCCAGGAUGCCCUGGUCAUCCUGGGGGGCGGAGGACUUCUCUUUGCCUCCUACCUGACGGCCACCGGGGAUGAGCGUUUCUAUGCUGAACACUUGAUGCCGACUCUGCAGGGGCUGCUGGACCCUGAGUCAGCCCACAGGUUGGCUGUUCGUGUCACCUCCUUGGGGCUCCUUCCUCGUGCCACGUUUCAAGACUCUGACAUGCUGGAAGUGCGAGUCCUGGGCUGUAAGUUCCGAAAUCCGGUAGGAAUUGCUGCAGGAUUUGACAAGCAUGGGGAGGCUGUGGAUGGACUUUACAAGAUGGGCUUUGGUUUUGUUGAGAUAGGCAGUGUGACCCCGAAACCUCAGGAAGGAAACCCCAGGCCCAGAGUCUUCCGCCUCCCUGAGGACCAAGCUGUCAUUAACAGAUACGGAUUUAACAGUCACGGGCUGUCAGUGGUGGAACACAGGCUACGGGCCAGACAGCAGACGCAGGCCAGGCUCACAGAAGGUGGGCUGCCACUGGGAAUAAACCUGGGGAAGAAUAAGACGUCGGUGGACGCUGCCUCGGACUAUGCUGAGGGGGUUCGAGUCCUGGGCCCCUUGGCUGACUACCUGGUAGUGAAUGUGUCCAGUCCCAACACCCCAGGGCUGCGGAGCCUUCAGGGAAAGGCUGAGCUGCGCCACCUGCUGACCAAGGUAAUACAGGAGAGGGAUACCCUGAAGGGACCGCACAAGCCGGCCCUGCUGGUGAAGAUCGCGCCCGACCUCACAGCCCAGGACAAGGAGGAUAUUGCCAGUGUGGUGAGAGAGUUGGGCAUUGAUGGACUGAUUGUCACAAACACCACUGUGAGUCGCCCUACUGGCCUUCAGGGUGCUCUGCGCUCUGAAACAGGAGGGCUGAGUGGGAAGCCCCUCCGGGACUUAUCGACGCAAACCAUCCGGGAGAUGUAUGCACUCACCCAAGGCAGAGUUCCCAUCAUCGGGGUUGGCGGUAUCAGCAGUGGGCAGGAUGCGCUGGAGAAGAUCCGGGCUGGGGCCUGCCUGGUGCAGCUGUACACGGCCCUCACCUACUGGGGGCCGCCUGUGGUGGGCAGAGUGAAGCGGGAGCUGGAGAUCCUUUUGAAGGAGCAAGGUUUUACCAGAGUCACAGAUGCCAUUGGUGCAGAUCAUCGGAGGUGAGGACGUUGUCGGCAGGAAGCCUGAUCUGGAACCUUCCCACUGAAUCAGGCAAGCCUUUGUGGCUGAUCAGGAGAGGAAGGACUCUGUCUCAAGCCACAUCCCACAAACUACAAGAGCCCUUUCUCUGAGGCCAGUCUGGACUGCAAAAGUCACUUGUGAGGGUCACCACAAUCAACACGAGGCUUUCUUCAAUCACUUUCCAGACCAUGAACUGCAUUUGGGAGUUUUUCCAGACUCAAAUACCAGGAUUCUUCAACAUUGCAAGGACAUUAGUUAUUUGGGGGGGAAAAAAUCAUGGAAAAAAUAAAGCCAUUUAUAAUCUGGGUAAAUCCCAG
This is a messenger RNA of Pteronotus mesoamericanus, 1532 nucleotides long. It is a transcript of the gene DHODH, whose product is annotated as dihydroorotate dehydrogenase (quinone). Gene Ontology annotation, molecular function: dihydroorotate dehydrogenase activity. The transcript has 9 exons. NCBI's taxonomy places the organism in Eukaryota, Metazoa, Chordata, Mammalia, Chiroptera, Mormoopidae. Gene Ontology annotation, cellular component: cytoplasm; mitochondrial inner membrane. Gene Ontology annotation, biological process: 'de novo' pyrimidine nucleobase biosynthetic process; pyrimidine ribonucleotide biosynthetic process. Bases 10 to 1197 code for a protein of 395 amino acids. The record is from RefSeq and is a predicted model, not a curated record.